Molecule: messenger RNA, 1523 nt
Organism: Paramormyrops kingsleyae
Lineage: Eukaryota; Metazoa; Chordata; Actinopteri; Osteoglossiformes; Mormyridae
Gene: cryz
Product: crystallin, zeta (quinone reductase)
Cellular component (GO): cytosol
Molecular function (GO): NADPH binding; quinone reductase (NADPH) activity; zinc ion binding
Source: RefSeq, a predicted model, not a curated record
AUCAGCCUGUGGCAUUUCGAGCGGGCAAACCAAAUAAAGCACUCCAAGCUUAAUCAUUAACAAAAAGUUGCUUAAUUUCUCUUUCCGAAAUAUUCGCAAGAUCAAAUCGAAUACGGAUGCCCGCAGUCAUAGUUUUCUACAGCAGAAAAUGGCAGCAUCGAAGGUGAUGAAAGCUAUCAGAGUGUCUGAAUUUGGAAGUCCAUCGGUGUUAAAGUUGCACUCAGGCAUCCCUGUACCAAAUCCAGGUCCCAAACAGGUGUUAAUCAAAGUCCAUGCUUGUGGAGUGAAUCCAGUGGAAGCUUAUAUCCGCGCUGGAACUUAUGCCCGGAAGCCAAGCCUGCCCUACACCCCAGGAACAGACGCGGCUGGGGUGGUGGUGGGAGUUGGAGACGGUGUCAGCUCUCUCAAGACAGGUGACAGGGUCUUCACCACAGCCACUGACACGGGGGCUUAUGCUGAGUACGCUGUGGCUCCGGUGGACUCCACAUACCGACUCCCCGACUCCUUAGACUAUGUCCAGGGAGCUGCCAUCGGGAUCCCCUAUUUUACAGCGUACCGGGCUCUGUUCCAUAAGGCUAACGCCAAGCCGGGGGAGACAGUCCUUGUGCACGGUGCCAGCGGGGGGGUGGGAGUCGCCAGCUGUCAGCUGGCCAGAGCUUUGGGCAUGAAGGUCCUGGGUACAGCAGGGACUCCAGAAGGACUGGCUCUGGUCCUGAAGGCUGGAGCUCACCAGGCUUUUAACCACAGGGAGCAAAACUACAUUGGCAAAAUUAAGGAGGCUGCCAGUGACCAUGGGGUGGAUGUGGUGGUGGAGAUGCUGUCCAACGUGAACCUCAGCAAUGACCUUCAGAUACUGGCGCGUGGCGGCCGGGUGGCGAUUGUGGGCUGCCGGGGAUCCAUUGAAAUCAACCCCCGAGACACCAUGAUGAGGGAAUCCAGCAUCAUUGGAGUAUCGUUGUUCAGCACAACCAGCGCUGAGAUGGCCGAGGCUGCCGCCGUCCUCUUUGCCGGGAUGGAAGCUGGUUGGCUGAAGCCCAUCGUUGGUGGCCAGUACAGCAUAGACAAGGCCACUCAAGCUCACGAGGACAUCAUCAGUAGUCCUGGAGCCACAGGGAAGGUGGUUCUGAUCAUGUGAAACGAGGGGAUGCCUUACCCUCUAGAAACAUCUUUUUACAUGCCUUAGAAAUGGAUCUCUGCUUCUCACAGCACAGUUUGCAGGUGAAGGACAGCAAUGUUGGGGAGGUAUAUUUGACAUCCAAAUUGAUGCAAGUGUUAAUUUCAGGUAUUAAAAUCCAUAGUCAAGACAUUGUGGUCAUAGAACACAAAGUACUAUAUUAAAUGGUAGUUAUAUAACAUUUACUAAUAAAAUCUGGUUUUAAACUGAAAUUUAAGUGGUGUAAGUACCUCCGUCUAUGUGACUUAAAUAGGAAGUAUUUAAUUGCUCGGGCAUCUACGUCUAUGAUCGAAUCUGUAUGUCAAAAACGCUUAUGUAAACACUAUGAAUAAAGAUGUUACACAAGAAA